CCUGCUGCGCUUUAGAUAAGAACUUAGGAUUUCACCUUCGCGUCAUGAUGGAACUUGACCGAUAUUCCCUGCGCCUUGUCGCACUAUCGAACUAUUCCAGGACAUACAAUUCGAAAGUCCCAUUAUCACCAGUCGCAUCCUUACGACCAAUUCAGAACCAAGCUGAGCAUCGAUUACAAUUAUGGCGUCAAAGCAUGAUCUGACUAGGAAGAACAUCAUCGUUCUCGGCGGCUCCUAUGGCGGCAUCUCCAUCGCCCACUAUCUCUUGAAGCACGUCUUGCCAGCACUUCCCCAAAGGCAGGACCACAAGAUCAUAAUGGUCAGCGUAGCUUCGGAGGCAAUAUGCAGGCAAGCAUGUCCUCGCGCUCUUAUUUCGGACGAUCUUUUCCCACAGAAUAAGCUCUUCGUCAGCAUACCGAAACAGUUCGAGCAGUAUCCUCCAGGCGAAUUCGAAUUCAUCCACGGUUCUGCAACGGUUGUUGAUCACGGGGGGCGGACAGUCACCAUCGAGUCAUAUAGGAAUGGCAAGACGCAAGUACUCACAUUUCAUUCUAUCGUUGUCGCCACAGGCGCUUCUACACCUUCUCCACUACUUGGACUCAAUGUCUGCGAUGAGAAAAACCUGCGCGAGGCAUGGGAAACGUUUCGAAAAGGACUGGAGACUGCAAAGAGUAUUGUGAUUGCAGGGGGAGGACCGGCUGGAGUGGAGACCGCAGGCGAAUUGGGCGAAUAUCUCAACGGUCGUGCUGGCUUCUUCAGCUCGAGGCUGGAAAGCCCCAAAGUCUCAAUCACAGUCGUAACAUCGGCCAAGAACAUUCUGCCUUACCUAAGACCCUCAAUCGCAAAGGCUGCGGAAGACCACCUUGCCAAAGUGGGCGUUACUGUCAUCAAGAACAACAAAGUUGUCAGCGUGAACCCCGAAAACGUUGGAGCGUGUAGAGAAAGGAUCGCGUCUGGGGCCCUUCUCGAUCUUAGUGACGGUACAACUCUCCAAACCGACCUCUUCAUUCCCGCGACCGGCUUUAGCCCCAAUACCAAGUUCCUUGCCAAAAACAUCCUGGACCCCUCCACCAGCCAAGUAGACACCAACCCAUCCACUCUUCGCGUCGACAAAGCCGGCCCUAGAAUCUACGCCAUUGGCGAUGCGUCAAACUAUGCGCGACCUGCUGUGCAUAGCAUCAUGGCCGCAGUACCUGUCCUCGGCACGAACAUGCACCGCGAUCUCUUACUCGAUGCUGGCGUACCAGAGAAUCAAGUGCCUGCGGAGAAGCUAUACAAGGAAGAAAGGAGAGAAACGCAAUUAGUGCCCAUUGGGAGGUCGAAAGGUGUUGGAGCGGCAAUGGGAUGGCGCCUUCCCAGUUGGAUGGUGUGGCUUGUAAAGGGACGGGACUACUGGCUUUGGACAGUCGGGCCUGUGUGGAGUGGAAAACAAUGGGCAAAGGAAGCUUAGGUUAAUGUCACAGUGAGCAUGGAGUAUUCUCGAUUGGGCGCUAGAUUUCCAGGCUCAUUGCGUUUUGAGUCAAGUCAGGAUAUCCUGUAUGCUACUGUAUAUCUAGUUUAUG
Messenger RNA from Paraphaeosphaeria sporulosa, 1562 nucleotides. Its product is annotated as FAD/NAD(P)-binding domain-containing protein. The transcript has a single exon. NCBI's taxonomy places the organism in Eukaryota, Fungi, Ascomycota, Dothideomycetes, Pleosporales, Didymosphaeriaceae. The record is from RefSeq and is a predicted model, not a curated record. Gene Ontology annotation, molecular function: flavin adenine dinucleotide binding; electron-transferring-flavoprotein dehydrogenase activity. Bases 182 to 1450 code for a protein of 422 amino acids. Gene Ontology annotation, cellular component: cytoplasm.